This is a messenger RNA of Cyclospora cayetanensis, 1056 nucleotides long. Its product is annotated as DNA-directed RNA polymerase II subunit rpb3. Gene Ontology annotation, molecular function: DNA-directed RNA polymerase activity; protein dimerization activity. Bases 1 to 1056 code for a protein of 351 amino acids. The transcript is spliced from 10 exons. Gene Ontology annotation, biological process: DNA-templated transcription. Gene Ontology annotation, cellular component: RNA polymerase II, core complex. The record is from RefSeq and is a predicted model, not a curated record. Lineage: Eukaryota; Apicomplexa; Conoidasida; Eucoccidiorida; Eimeriidae.
AUGAGUAACUUGGCAGACUACGGGAGUUCUCUAGGGGGCUCUGUGGGAGGGCCCACUGCAUCUCUGCAGCGGCUGCAUCAGCAGCCGCAGCUGCAUCAGCAGCAGCAGCUGCUGCAGGCGGCUAUCCGCAUCACGGAGUUGUCUAGCAAAGUGGUGAAGUUCACCCUCAGCAACUGCGAUGCAUCCAUUGCCAACGCUCUCAGGAGAGUCAUGAUAUCGGAAGUCCCCUCGCUUGCCAUCGAUUUGGUGACUGUUUUCGAGAAUACGAGCGUUCUGCACGAUGAAUACAUCGUCCACAGAUUGGGUUUGUUACCCAUCGACAGUUCGAGCGUCGAGCGCUUUAUCUCAAGAGACUACACUCUAGACGCCACGGCUGCAGAAAGCGAUUACUUGGUUGUUACGCAUCUGGACUUGGUGGCGGAGAGGACGAUCGGCGGCAUCACGGGGGGCCCCCACGGGGGGCCCCCUAUGCCCGUACCCUCUCCCCAGGACAUGCAAGCGGAUGGCUUUGCAUCGGGUAUUCCCAUCGUGAAACUCCGGAAGAACCAAAGUGUUAGCAUGUCUUGUCUUGCGACCAAGGGCAUCGGAAAACUUCACGCGAAGUGGAGCCCGGUUGCAACGGCUACGUACAAGUGUCGCCCUAUAAUCCAGCUGAAUGAGGAGAUGCUGCAGACGGCCUCGGCACAAAGCAAGAAGGAAAUUGCGGACUCGUGUCCUCGUAAAGUUUUUACGUUUGAAGAUGACACAGCCGUUGGAGGAACUGGAAUCCUAAGAGUUGCGAAUCCACUGGACUGCAUGUUCUGUGAUCAAUGUACCAAAAAGGCCAAGGAGUUAUCGCUACGGGAGGCCAUCCGCGUUGCUCCAGAUGAACGGACUUUCCACUUUACUGUGGAGUCCACAGGCGUGAUGCCGGCGGAAAAGAUCGUACAGAUGGCCUUUGAUAUUCUCAGAAACAAGUUGUCAGAUUUAGAGACGCACACUGCCGCUGCCGCCGCGAGAGCCACAGGGCAGCAGCAUCAGCAGCCGCCACAACUUACAGCUGUAACAGAACUUUGA